AUGAUUCUGGAGUUAUAAGUAUAGUAUCACAAUAAAACCCAUCCUUAUUUUGUGCUGUUUAAUUUAAUGGGAUUUUUCAAAAUCCACCUUAAAUAUUCUUAGCUAUACAAAUACUAUAAUUUGAUUAAGGAGGAAUUUAAUUCUAUUGUGAUUUAAAAAGCAUAACUACUUAAGGUUAUCUAUAAUUUGUAAUAUUAGGUUUUACUCUUCAAAUUCACAAAAUUUUUGGAACAAUAACUAAAAUUGUUUAUUUUUAUGUAGCUUUCGAUGAUUAAAGAAUUCAAAUAAUAAAUAGCUUUAAUAUGA
This is a messenger RNA of Paramecium primaurelia, 306 nucleotides long. Lineage: Eukaryota; Ciliophora; Oligohymenophorea; Peniculida; Parameciidae. The record is from the annotation of a GenBank genome assembly.